AUGUGAAAUCCUCUCGCUGUUCCCCUCAGCCUUUUUUUAUGUCGUGUGUGGGACAAAGAAAAAAAAUCUCAAGUCCUACACUUCCUUAAAAGAACGGGCCUUCUUCCUCCGCUCUCUCCCCUUUUCUAUAUAUACAAUGUCACGGCAAUUCGGUUCACGUAGUGUAAGGUGGAGUUUUAUUAAUAACAAAAACACAUACAAAACUCUCAAAUAUUCGCCUGCCUUUCCCUGCAUGAAUAUAAGAACUGCCUGUCUCAAGAUCGUGAACUGACUUUCCUUUUAUUCUUUUAUAUGAUAAACAGAUCGUUCCAACAUCUCCACAAUCGUUCGGCCCUUUUGGGUGAUUCCCGACAGUUCUCCACACCAUCACCGACGCUGAACGACUCCCGGUCAUCAUCUCCAAAUUCCAAUGGCUCUACUUUUAAACCAAAAAUGAACGAUUCUGAUUUGGAGCAACUAGAGAGCCAGAGUGAUGAACGGAUAACCGGCUUGUCAGCUAAAGUACAAGUUCUGAAAAAUAUCACUGGCAAGAUUGGUGACGAGAUUCGAUCAGGCAACAGUUUAUUGGAUACCAUGAACAACCAGUUUGGAGAUACCGGUUCGGUUUUAGGACGGACAAUGCACAACUUUAAGAUCAUGGCAGAGAAGGAAUCGGGAGCAACGAUGUGUUAUUUGAUCUUCGUUAUCGUUUUGGUGGUUAUAAUUGCAUACUACUGGUUUUUUAAAUAAGACGUUUUCAAAAAAGCAUACUUUAUCCUAACUACCACGCACUCGCAGGCAUGUUGGCAUAGUUACAUUGUUACGAUGACGUUUAAUGUACUCCAUAGCAACCGAUGUGUCUUUUUAUAACACUGACGUA
This is a messenger RNA of Zychaea mexicana, 859 nucleotides long. RefSeq lists its product as uncharacterized. The transcript has 3 exons. Gene Ontology annotation, biological process: endoplasmic reticulum to Golgi vesicle-mediated transport. The record is from RefSeq and is a predicted model, not a curated record. NCBI's taxonomy places the organism in Eukaryota, Fungi, Mucoromycota, Mucoromycetes, Mucorales, Lichtheimiaceae. The coding region runs from base 292 to 729 and encodes 145 amino acids.